AAACUUAUCACAUAUUUAUUGUGUCUUGCAGCAUAUGCAUUCAUUGACUAUGAAGAUCACAGAGAUGCUGAGGAUGCAGUUCGGUAUGAGAAUGGCAGAGAGAUCUGUGGGUCCAGUAUUAUAGUAGAGAGAGCCAAAGGAGCACCAAGGAGGUCAUUGGCCCCAAGAAGUUCUGGCUAUGAUGACAGCUACAGGUCUGGACGAGGCUCUAGAGACUACCCUGACAGAUAUGACAGAAGAAGUGGUCCAAGAGGAGGACGAUACAGGUCACCCUCACCACGACGUAGGAGGUCCAGAUCUCGAUCUCGAGACAGAAGGAGACGCAGCCGAAGUAGAUCUCACAGCCGACAGCGACGAAGGAGGUCAAGCUCUGUCAGCCCCCGGCGAUCCAGCAAACGAUCAAGAUCUAGGUCACCAAGCAAGUCAAGAAGUAGGUCACCACAGAGUAAAUCGGGGAGUGGAUCUCCACCAAGAAAUGGGCAGCAGACCGACAAAUCUCCAUCAAGGAGUCCUGCUAACUGAAUCAAAUUUUAUUUUAUCAUCAUUGCUCAUUUAUAAACUUUGCAUUUUAAACUUUAGUUAAUGUAUCUUUCCGUCAAGUGUUUUCUUUAGUGAUCUGUUAUUUUAAAAACCAUCUACCUACUUGCUACAAUGUUGACGUGCACUAGAAAAUUAUUUUAACAAAUUUGUAAAUUGAUGGCAAUGCAGUGCCAUCCUGUAUAUUUUAAUUAUGUUUUAAUUUUUGUUGGUGUGUGCACCAGAUAUAUUUAAACAAGGGCUUUUCAUUUGCUUUUGCUCUUACUUGAAUUGUUUGUGCAGAAAAGUAAGAACAAUGUAACAGAAAGUAAUUAUAUUGUUAUGAGUAUGACAUGAUACUACUAGCUAUUAAUUUUAUUUUAGUUGUUUGAUAUACAAAGUAUUGUUUUGAUUACUUUGAUUGAAGAUAUUAUUGUCAAGUAUUAUCAUUGUCCUAGUAAAUUUUGUACAUAGGUUGUAAAUUAUCACCCACCCAAACUAACUGAAGAAAUAUAAAUUAAAAAGAAUAAU
Saccostrea cuccullata (small rock oyster) is the source of this 1047-nucleotide messenger RNA. Its product is annotated as serine/arginine-rich splicing factor 7-like. Gene Ontology annotation, biological process: mRNA splicing, via spliceosome. Gene Ontology annotation, molecular function: mRNA binding; snRNA binding. The record is from RefSeq and is a predicted model, not a curated record. Gene Ontology annotation, cellular component: precatalytic spliceosome. Lineage: Eukaryota; Metazoa; Mollusca; Bivalvia; Ostreida; Ostreidae. The transcript is spliced from 4 exons. The annotation marks the transcript as partial.